Mesorhabditis belari is the source of this 1731-nucleotide messenger RNA. Lineage: Eukaryota; Metazoa; Nematoda; Chromadorea; Rhabditida; Rhabditidae. The record is from the annotation of a GenBank genome assembly.
AUGCAGAUUUGUAUAUGUAAAUUUAGAGACGAAGAUGUGAGCGGGACGAAGAUACAGGCGACUCCUAUCCGGAAAAAGAGGAUUUUGUCAAGGCCUACAAUUGAAUUUAUCAAUUUCCAUCCUGAAGCCAUCGAGUUUGUGGACCGAAAAGUGAAAUCGCCAUCGAAAGUGGACAAGUACACGCACAUUGGAAGAACAAAUGAAUUGAGAUUCAAAAUGGUAAAGUCUGAUUCCCGAUUGAUCAAGACUCUUCUACACGCGUAUGGGUUCACACAAGCUUCGGUAAACAAUCCGGUCUUCAAUUUGCUUUGGACGGGCAAAGAGCUAAUCAUUUUUCCGAGAUCUUACGAGCUCACUCGAAAAGAUAAACUUUCUGACAACAUUGCUCGAGCGAAGAGAAAUUUCGGAACACCCUUUGACUUUAUGCCUAAAUCUUUUGUCACUCCUCGAGAUUUGUCUAAAUUGAAAGGAAUUCAUUUUGUGAAUAAGGCUGACGAGGUUUCACUUGAGAAAAAGCUUCUUGUCUCUCACUAUGUCGCAAAUCCACUUUUGGUGAAUGGACACAAAUUCGACUUAAGAGUUUACGUGGCUGUGACAUCAUUUUAUCCACUCAUUUGUUACGUCUACAGCGAAGGACUUGCGAGAUUUGCCUCUGAACAAUACUCGUCGACUGCGGAAAAUGGAAAAGAAUUUGUUCACUUGACAAAUUAUUCGUUAAACAAGAAUAGUACUACCUUCGUCAAGAAUGAAACUUUUUUUGAGGAAGAUUUUGGACAUAAAUGGACACUCGUACUGAUGAUUCGAAUCGAAGAUCUCGUCACCAAAACAUUGCUAUCCGUUCAGUCAACUAUCUCCGCAAAAUGCCGUAGCACCGUUUUGGCGAUCAACACGAACUUUGAGCUUUUUGGCUUUGACAUCUUGGUCGAUUCAAAGUUGAAGCCAUGGCUUUUGGAAGUGAAUCUCUCGCCGAGCCUUACUUGUGAUGCUCCGCUCGAUUCCUUGGUGAAAACACGCCUCAUUUGUGAUCUUUUCAACCUCGCUUGCAUUCCGUUUUACGAUCGCAAACCGACAAAUGGGCAAAAUGAGACACCAAAAAUUCGAAUGGCAAGCCCUUCGCUUUUGCCCGUAAAGAAAUCUCCAAUUGCAAAGAAUCUUGUAAAUGGCAGACCUUUGGAUUGUCGAGCGGUGAAACACAUACGAAAGCUAAAAUUCGAAGAUGCGAGAAGAGGGGGAUUUAUUCGAGUUUUCCCAAGAGUUGGAUCUUUUCACAUAUACAAAGAGUUGAUGUCGCAUAGUGGAGUCGAGAAAUGGGACGAACGAUUGUAUGAGAGUCAGUUGAUGAAAGUUGAAAAGUUUCCUUCGACGAAUCUACUGGACAACGAUGUCUCACAAGCUAUUUCAACUUGGCUUGACGGAGCAGAAGAAUACCUGCAAAAAGUGACACGGGAAGGCGAGACGUACAUGGCCAAGCUACCACUGGUGAGAGAAUCGGCUCGUCUCCGCACAAAGAGUUGUUCCGAUUUCUACGAAGCUCGAGCUGCAGCAAAGUUAGUGGAGCCAGUUGUGGAGAAUUUUGCAGCCACUUAUCAAAAAGAAAUCGAUGAUAGUAUAAUGCCGUUAAACGACUUGACAAACAGUGGUCACGCGCUCUUGGAUUUUGCAAACCUUAUCGAGAAUCGAUCCAUUGACGCAAAUUUGUGUUCCACCUCCACUGCUACCACCGUUAGCUGU